CCCCACCUCAUCCCUCUCAAAGAAUCACUACACGCACAUGCAUGUAAUGCCUCUGUUUAUAUAUACCAUCGAUAGCUCAUAGAGGUAACAGUCUUAUAAUAAUAUUGCCUCUUCAACUUUCACACACAUCUUUGUGGUUUUCACUCAAGUUUCUCUGAUCUAUUUGAAGAAAUCAAUCAUCAUAUCCUCUACUUAGUUUUUCUUUUCAUACUCUGUAUCGAACUGUUACAAGUAACUAAAGAUGAGUAGUGGUGGAAGAGGCAACAAUAGUCCAGAGCUUGAUUUGAAGCUGAACCUGUCCCCGCCGCUUGUUCUUAACCAAGAAAUUGAUCAGUCAACAAACGAGAUCAAGGCUUCUUCGUGGAGAACGUCACCGGAGAGCUCGUGUUUGGCGUCGGAGAUGGAAGAUGCAGUGAACCACUUGAGCAGCUGCCCGGAAGAGGCAAGUUCAAUGGUGUUGGUGGGAUGUCGUCGGUGUCUAAUAUAUGUCAUGUUGUCCGAGGUAGAUCCCAAGUGCCCCAGAUGCCAGAGCUCUGUUUUGCUUCACCUUUUUAAUUCCCAUGAAAACCAGACCAACAAGACGAGAAGAAACCCAAUAAAUUUGUAGAGUUUAUGUAUGUUUUCAUGGAGUCUCAAGCAUAUACAGGCCUCCUAUAUUAAUAUGAUAAGCUUUGACUAACAUUGAAGGGCUUUGGAAAAUUGUUUUUUUGUUCAAUAAAGUUCUUGUUUUUACGGGCCCUUACACUUA
Tripterygium wilfordii is the source of this 748-nucleotide messenger RNA. RefSeq lists its product as uncharacterized. The record is from RefSeq and is a predicted model, not a curated record. Lineage: Eukaryota; Viridiplantae; Streptophyta; Magnoliopsida; Celastrales; Celastraceae. The transcript has a single exon. Bases 242 to 607 code for a protein of 121 amino acids.